Harpegnathos saltator (Jerdon's jumping ant) is the source of this 1598-nucleotide messenger RNA. Its product is annotated as homocysteine S-methyltransferase. Gene Ontology annotation, biological process: S-methylmethionine cycle. Gene Ontology annotation, molecular function: zinc ion binding; S-adenosylmethionine-homocysteine S-methyltransferase activity. The coding region runs from base 586 to 1557 and encodes 323 amino acids. Lineage: Eukaryota; Metazoa; Arthropoda; Insecta; Hymenoptera; Formicidae. The transcript is spliced from 2 exons. The record is from RefSeq and is a predicted model, not a curated record.
AAAACGAUGAAGAUUGCAGAGAGCAAUCUGCAUAUUUAACAAAUCUUUACGGACUUUGUUAUGUCUCGUUUAUCUCGACACACGUAUUGCUCGUGUCAGUAAUAUAUUAUCAUUCUCAACGUCGUAAUGCAAGAACAAGAUGGCCGCGGCGAAGAAUCAGACACGUUAAUAAUAUACCAUAUCACCAAUAAUAACCCAGUCUUCUUUUUCUUUUCAGACAGAAGAAAAAUAUCCAUAAGACAUUGAAAGCUUAUUCUAACCAAAACUUAGUGAUAAGAAGUUUAUCGAUGCAUAUGACCUUAAACCGCUUCAUCUCAACCAUUCACCCAAGAGAACGUUAGAAAACAGUCCUAAGCAUAGAGAGGAAUAGAAACAACGCUUUCUUCUUGAUGUUACUGCAUCUGAACAUCGUAUUUCCAACAAGUAGACCAUUAAUACAUACAAGCUUGAGCUAUACUUCAGGUUGAAGAUCAUCAAAUGAAAAACUGUAUGAAGUCAGAGAGAAAUCUGAAAACGAGACAGAUCAUAAUCGCGUAACGGAAGCAAUAAUCAUUGAAUCCAGUUAUCCUGAAACGUUAAUCAGCGAUGACGCAAUGCGCCAAGGUGCUAGACGGCGGCUUUUCCAGCCAAUUGUCCCGCCAUGUGGGCGCUAAAUUCGACGACGACCCGUUGUGGACGGCGCGGUUCCUCCAGACCAACCCAUCAGCUGUGUACAACACGCACCUGGACUAUCUGCGUGCCGGUGCUGAGAUAAUCGAGACCAACACAUAUCAGGCAUCGGUGCCAGGUCUCAUGAAGUACCUAAACAUCAGCAUGGACGAGAGUCUAGCCUUGCUUGCCAAGGCCGUAGAGCUGGCUAAACAAGCAGUAGUUACUUAUAUGAAGGAAAAUACAGCAAACGACAAGCAAGGUGGCGAGAAGCCGUUGGUGGCUGGCUCAUGCGGGCCCUAUGGCGCUUGUCUGCACGACAAGUCGGAGUACACCGGCGCUUACGGGAAGAGCAUGUCGCGCCAAGAACUGAUGGACUGGCAUAGACCGCGUAUACAAGCAUUACUGGACGCCGGUGUUGAUCUCUUGGCUCUGGAGACUAUACCUUACGCAGAAGAAGCGGACGCGUUGGUGGAGCUGUUGCGGGAGUUUCCACGAGCUCGCGCCUGGCUUUCGUUUUCUUGCCGCGACGACCGGCAUAUAGCGGACGGCAGUGACUUCCGGGAGGUGGCUGUGCGUUGCUACCGAGCCCUGCCCGAGCAGGUUGUAGCGGUCGGCGUCAACUGCGUGCCGCCGAAUUACGUGAAGACCUUAUUGCAGGGAAUCAAUAAAGAAGAGCGUUCGCAGGACUUCAUCCCUUUGAUAGUGUAUCCUAACAGAGGCGGCUGUUAUUCCGAGACCGACGAGUGGAUACCGGUCCCGGAUGAUCAGCGUAUUAAUCUACCUGUGUUGGACUGGCUUGACUUGGGGGUACGAUACAUCGGCGGCUGCUGUAAGGUUUUCGCGGAGGACAUUGGCGCGAUCCGCUCGUUGGUGAAUCGCUGUCAUCCCGCAGAACAGCGACACUGACUUCAAACGACAUAUCACGAAAUAAUGAAGUCGUAUCUUCU